AUGCCUUCACAACGACUGGCGCAAACCGCCCUCCUCACAGCUCGACACCUCACAUCACGAAACGCACCGUCAUGUAACCCUCUCGUGCGAGCAUUUUCGACAUCCCUGACCCAACGAGAAAUCAACAAAGUGGUCGGGUCCGCUUCCGAAGCCAUCGCCGAUAUGCAGUCCGACAGCACUGUCCUCUGCGGCGGCUUCGGUCUUUGCGGCGUGCCAGACACCCUGAUCAACGAGGUCAGCAAGAACACACACAUCACUGGCCUCACCGCCGUCUCAAACAACGCCGGUGUCCCCGGCAAUGGACUCGGCAAGCUGCUAGACACGAAACAGAUCAAGCGCAUGGUAGCUUCGUACGUGGGCGAGAACAAGGUCCUGGAACAGGCCUACCUGACCGGCGAAGUCGAGCUCGAGCUCACGCCCCAAGGCACCCUCGCUGAGCGCUGUGCGGCUGGUGGCAAGGGUAUCCCAGCAUUCUACACGCCCGCAGCCUUCGGCACUGUAGUGCAAACCGGCGAGAUUCCCCUGAAGCACAAGCCUGACGGCAGCAUCGCCGCAUACGGCAAGCCUCGGGACGUAAAGGUCUUCAAUGGGAAGUCAUAUGUCAUGGAGGAGGCCAUCCAGGGCGACUACGCCUUCGUCAAGGCAUACAAGGCCGACAAGUUGGGCAACGUGCAGUUCCGCCUGACCGCACAGAACUUCAACGGUGCCAUGGCGCGCAACGCGAAAGUUACGAUCGUGGAGGCCGAGCAUAUCGUCGAGCCAGGCGAGAUCGCGCCGGAAGCAGUCCACGUGCCGGGCAUCUAUGUCAAGAAGGUCAUUCAGUCGACUGCUGAGAAGGGGAUCGAGAAGUACACCAAUCGGCCUGCGGAGGGCGCCGAUGUCGACAAAGCCGCUCUUGGCAAGGGCGACACAGCCUCGAAGCGCGAACGCAUCGUACGGCGCGCGGCCAAGGAGUUCAAAAACGGCAUGUACGCCAACCUUGGCAUUGGUAUGCCCAUGCUGGCGCCUUCCUUCCUCGAUGGCUCUGUGUCUGUGACCCUACAGUCCGAGAACGGCAUCUUGGGUCUCGGUCCCUACCCACUGAAGGGCGAGGAGGAUGCAGACCUCAUCAACGCGGGUAAGGAAACCGUCACACUACUCCCCGGUGCGGCGACGUUCGGGUCGGAAGAAUCCUUCGGCAUGAUCCGUGCCGGAAGAAUUGAUCUCACUAUGCUGGGUGCGAUGCAAGUGAGUGCCAAGGGCGAUUUGGCGAACUGGAUGUUGCCAGGAAAAGUGAAGGGCUUUGGUGGCGCGAUGGAUCUAGUGAGCAACCCGGAGAAGACCAAGGUGGUGGCGCUGCUGGAGCAUACAGAUAAGAAAGGCGGUGCGAAGAUCUUGAAGCAGUGCGAUUUCCCGUUGACGGGGAAGCAGUGUGUGAGUCGGAUUAUUACCGAGCUGUGCGUGUUUGACGUUGACUUUACCGAUGGUCUGACAUUGAUCGAGCUUGCUGAUGGUGUGACUGUUGACGAGAUUAAGAGCAAGACAGAGGCGCCCUUCAAGGUCGCUGAGAACAUUAAGCCGAUGCUGUGA
Molecule: messenger RNA, 1569 nt
Organism: Cyphellophora attinorum
Lineage: Eukaryota; Fungi; Ascomycota; Eurotiomycetes; Chaetothyriales; Cyphellophoraceae
Product: Succinyl-CoA:3-ketoacid coenzyme A transferase 1, mitochondrial
Exons: 2
Coding region: 1-1569 (522 amino acids)
Biological process (GO): ketone body catabolic process
Molecular function (GO): succinyl-CoA:3-oxo-acid CoA-transferase activity
Source: RefSeq, a predicted model, not a curated record